Malus domestica (apple) is the source of this 1391-nucleotide messenger RNA. RefSeq names its product cis-prenyltransferase 4, chloroplastic-like. The record is from RefSeq and is a predicted model, not a curated record. Lineage: Eukaryota; Viridiplantae; Streptophyta; Magnoliopsida; Rosales; Rosaceae. Gene Ontology annotation, cellular component: chloroplast stroma. Gene Ontology annotation, molecular function: ditrans,polycis-polyprenyl diphosphate synthase [(2E,6E)-farnesyl diphosphate specific] activity. Gene Ontology annotation, biological process: plastid membrane organization; polyprenol biosynthetic process; response to cold.
UUGUACUUUUAUAGCAUGAGAAAGUUUCCAGAAAAACUACAUAUUGUAAUAAUUCUCCCGCUAAAUUGGCCUCUGCGUACGAGUGUCCAAGUGUCUUCCAACGCUGCGAGGCUUAACGUUCAAACUCACGGAGGAGACGACGACGUAACAGUCCGCAGCAUCAUGUUCCUAUCCCUGAGCUCUCCUAUCUCAAUCGAGAACGCCCUCAUUCCCUUCAAACCGAGGUCCUCCCGCUCCCAAACACCCGGAAUCCGAUCACAUCCACUCCCCUCAAAUCCACUCUCUCUUCCUCGCUCAGCAGCAGCUGCUGCGGCUUUCAAGGAAGAGACGAGACAGUUUGCCCCUGGCGGAGACUUCCCGCCGGAUGAGGAGUCGCUGCCCGCGGGUCUCCGGCGAGAUUUGAUGCCGAGGCACGUGGCGGUGAUCAUGGACGGUAACGUGAGGUGGGAGAAGCGGAGGGGGUUGCCGGCUGGGUCCGGUCACCAGGCCGGUGUACGGUCGGUGAGAGAGCUCAUUGAGCUGAGCUCCAAAUGGGGAAUUGGAGUUCUCACUGUUUUUGCCUUUUCGUAUGAUAAUUGGAAUCGGUCCAAGAUGGAGGUUGGAUUUUUGAUGACAUUGUUCAAGAAGAUGAUUACCACCGAAAUCGACAAUUUGGCAAGGGACGGUGUCCGAAUAUCGAUCAUCGGAGAUUCAUCAAAGCUCCCAAAGUCUUUACAAAAAGUGAUAAGUGACGCGGAGGAGAGAACGAAAGACAACUCUAGGCUCCACCUUAUUGUGGCAGUGAGCUACAGCGGAAAAUACGACGUUGUGCAAGCAUGCAAAAGUAUUUGUCAUAAGGUAAAAGAUGGCCUUGUUCAGGUGGACGAUAUCAAUGAAAGCCUCGUCGAGCAAGAACUCGAAACUAACUGUACCGAGUUUCCCUACCCCGAUCUUCUCAUACGAACUGGUGGCGAUAUUCGAGUCAGCAACUUCUUGCUGUGGCAGUUGGCCUACACGGAACUUUUCUUUGUAUCUGCUCUUUGGCCUGAUUUCGGGAAAGCUGAGUUUGCGGAGGCUUUGACUUCGUUUCAGCGGAGGCAGAGGCGUUACGGUGGAAGAUGAAGAGGUUUAUAAGUGAUCUGAAGUUGCUAAUCUGCUUCUGUUUUAUAGUUGUGUUCCGCAUGUUGCAAUAAAAUGUUGUAUUAUGUGAAUGACAGUACAUACAUACAUACAUAUAUAUAUAUAUAUAUAUCACCAUCAAGGGGUGGAUGUGUUAUGUAAUGAAUAAGUUGGUUUGCGGAACCACCAUGCAGAUCAUUAACAAGAACAAGGAUACUUGUGCUCCUAGGUAAGUAUGUGGUUCUUGAUUAUGUCUAGCAGCAGGUUAACCGAAGAUAUUUCAUUUGCCUGGA